CACACAGUGACACAGACACUGUGAUUUACCUAGUCUCAAGUCCAGGUGGUAAAAGAGUUCAAUUUCGAUUUCUUGAUAUCUGAUUUCUGCGCAUUGAAUUUGCAGCUGCCAUGUCUGCCAUUUUGUUGAAGAGAGGAGCUCAAACACUAACAACCACUUCAUUCACGUUAAUGCCUCAUACUGUAUUUGUAAGCACCCCUUCUCUUUUACUCCAUUCUCAAUUUCUUCUUUUCUCUGCUAAAUCUAACCCUAUUUCUUCACAACCCAAACCCCCCUUUAUUCCUUCUCCAUCCACCACUCAUCCCGAGCUAAAACUACUACUCUAUCAGAAAUCUAAGGUUGGUUUCAAUAAACUCGACGAUGCUCUUCUUGUGUUCGAUAAAAUGCUCCGUCUGAAAUCUGGGCUUUCUGUUGUGGAUUUCAACCAACUCUUAACCGCCCUUGUUCGCAUGAAAGAAUACUCUGUAGCUGUCUCCAUGUUUAGAGAAUUGCGUGUUUUAAGCAUUCCUGUUGAUAUUUUUACCUUUAAUACUAUCAUCCAUUCCUGUUGUCACUUGAAUACACUUGAUUAUGCCUUUUCAUUGCUUGCUGGAAUCAUCAAGAGUGGUUGGGUGCCUGAUGUCUUUACCUACAACACUCUCAUCAAGGGCCUUCUGUCUCAAGACAGGCCUUUGGAGGCUGAGCAUCUGUUUAGGAAGCUUAUCAGAUUUCAAGAUAUUCAGCCUAAUGUAGUGACAUAUAGCACCAUCAUUGAUGGUCUUUGCAAAACUUCAAAUACCUCCAUGGCUCUCAAGUUGUUAAGAAAGAUGGAGAAGUUAGGUUCUAAACCCGAUGCGAUAACUUAUAACUCGAUUAUUGAUUCUUUGUGCAAAGAGAGACGAGUCGAUCAUGCAUUGGAUCUUCUUUCUGUAAUGACCCACAAAGGCAUAUCACCAGAUGUUAUAACCUAUAACAGCUUACUUCAAGGUCUUUGCAGCUCCAGCCGAUGGGAGGACAUUGAGCCGUUGUUAAGUGAGAUGGGUGCUCAGAAGAUCCCUCCUGAUUUGCACACCUAUAAUAUAUUGGUCGAUGCACACUGCAAAGAAGGGAGGACAACAGAUGCAGAAAAUGUGAUUAAAAUUAUGAUCCAGAAAGGUGUGCCUCCUGAUUCAAUCACAUACAAUUCACUGAUGGAUGGAUGUUGUUUAACAGGCAAAAUGGACAGGGCACUAGAGGUGCUGAAUACCAUGAGAAGUAAUGGGAUAGCGCCAGAUUGUUAUAGCUUUAACAUUCUGAUAAAUGGCUAUUGUAAGAGGCAGGAAGUAGACAAAGCCAUCAAUCUCCUCAGACAAAUGCAUGUUGAAGGUAUAAAACCCAAUGUUCAAACCUACAACACCCUCAUACAUGGUUUGUUUCAGAAGGGUAGACAUGCUGAGGUGCACAACCUUCUCCAUGAAAUGCUAAAAAGAGGUAAUAAACCAAAUAUCGUAACAUGUCGAAUUCUGUUGGAUGGCCUUUGCAAGAACCGAUACAUGGAUGAAGCAAUUUCCUUCUUUCGAAUGAUGGAAUGUAAAGGUAUAGUUCAUGAUAUUCAAAUACAUAAUAUCCUCAUCGAUGGUCUCUGCAAGAACAGAAAACUUGACGAGGCCAGAAAUAUUUUUGAUAAGUUUGCUUUAAAAGGUUUGCAACCCGAUGUCACAACACACAACAUAAUGAUCAGAGGAUUUUGUCAAGAAGGGUUAUUUGAGGAAGCAAAGAUAUUACUUUCUGAGAUGGAAACUAGUGGUUGUUUGCCUAACGAUGUGACUUACAACACGAUCAUCCGUGGAAGCCUUUUGAAUAAAAGAUACGAAGAAGCAAUUGUACUGAUUGAGAAAAUGCGAGCUCACAAUUUCUCAGCGGAUGCAUCGACCACAUCCAUGGUAGCAGACCUAUUACCUAAAGAAGAUCAGGAAGAAGAGGAAGAACAGGACCCCGCCCUUCUUUCUUUCUGCAAAUGGUUUUUGCAACAGAAAAAUGAUCUCGCUGACAGCUCGAGCACAUUCUUUAUUUGAGAAGAUCAGUCAAAUAGUUCUGAAGGUCUCUCCAUCAAAUGCUGGAUAACUGAAGGGCAUCCCCUCCCUAGUCCCUCAUUUAUGCUUCAUGUUUGAUAUUAAGGACUGCUUACUAGAAGUGCAGAAGAAUGAUCAUAAAAGUAUGAAUUCAUCGUCUUUACUCCUGUCGGUAAAAUUUAAAAGCUAUAGGUCAUCGACCUAACUCUAUGUACUCAACAGAUUUCAUCAAGUGGCCCCUUGAAUGGUAAUAAGCAUUUCAAGUGACUUUUGCACAAAUCUUAUGGUUUGUUGCAUCGAGAUCUAUUGUCGCUUGCACUAAUUUAGCAUCGAACUUUAAAAUGUCAUCAAACUUAACGGAUUUAUCAUCGCUGUACUGGUCCAUUGU
Molecule: messenger RNA, 2418 nt
Organism: Daucus carota subsp. sativus
Lineage: Eukaryota; Viridiplantae; Streptophyta; Magnoliopsida; Apiales; Apiaceae
Product: putative pentatricopeptide repeat-containing protein At1g12700, mitochondrial
Exons: 2
Coding region: 111-2033 (640 amino acids)
Molecular function (GO): protein binding
Source: RefSeq, a predicted model, not a curated record